AUGCCCUACGCAAGCCUCCAAACACAAUAUCCACCACCAGACGAGAUCCUCUAUGUUUUUCUCAAGGAAGCUGCCUUGGGCCCUACCUCUCCUCUAACGAUACUUUUCAAUAAUGCACCGCUAAAAGGAGAAGUGUCUGGCCUAUGGAAAGUUGGUUUAGUACGACCAAUUCUCAAGAAAGGAUGUUUCAAACUACAGGCUGAUCUGCCGAACUAG
Haemonchus placei is the source of this 216-nucleotide messenger RNA. The record is from the annotation of a GenBank genome assembly. Lineage: Eukaryota; Metazoa; Nematoda; Chromadorea; Rhabditida; Trichostrongylidae.